AUGCCGACAUCCUACACUACCAAGGUUACCUAUGAACAAGCUCUGCUGCUAUAUGCCAUUGUCACAGACAACCCGUUUAAUGCAGCAUCAGUGAUCAGGGAUCAGCUCACCAGAUGUAUCACAUAUCCCAAGGUGAAGAGCUGGUACUUCCCAGUUAUGAUCACCAUGCUUUGCAGAAGGGCAGGGGUGACCUUUUCGAGCACAGACACUGAGAAUAGCCUGCGACAACCUUUAAGGCUUUCUAAAUUAGAUCAGAGACCUCCAGGUGCAUCUUCUUCAGGGCAAGCAGCACCUGCACCAACUCCAGCUGGACAAUUGAGGCAAAGAAACUUCAACAAGCAGACUCGGUUCAUCCUGGAUUAUGUCUACCAGUGCCAGAUGAGGACUGAGCAAUUCUUGCAGAAAAUGCACAAAUGCAUUGGAUGCCCUGAAAACUACCCAUUGCCGCAUGAUCCACCAGCCCAUCCACUCCAUGGAACGCCUCCAUAA
This is a messenger RNA of Oldenlandia corymbosa var. corymbosa, 489 nucleotides long. The record is from the annotation of a GenBank genome assembly. NCBI's taxonomy places the organism in Eukaryota, Viridiplantae, Streptophyta, Magnoliopsida, Gentianales, Rubiaceae.